Myxocyprinus asiaticus (Chinese sucker) is the source of this 5234-nucleotide messenger RNA. Its product is annotated as KN motif and ankyrin repeat domain-containing protein 4-like. Gene Ontology annotation, molecular function: protein binding. Gene Ontology annotation, cellular component: cytoskeleton; cytoplasm. The transcript has 10 exons. NCBI's taxonomy places the organism in Eukaryota, Metazoa, Chordata, Actinopteri, Cypriniformes, Catostomidae. The record is from RefSeq and is a predicted model, not a curated record. Bases 209 to 2950 code for a protein of 913 amino acids. Gene Ontology annotation, biological process: negative regulation of actin filament polymerization.
CAAGAAUUUUACAUUGCCAUUGCUUGAAUGUCUUUUGUCUGCAUUCCCUUCUGAAUCCUCUGUUUCUCAGAAAAAGCAGAAAAGUGAAGAGGGAAACAGACUGCACUACAGCAGUGAUGGGACACAAUGCCUAACUUAUUAUAUUUAAGGUGGUAAGAGACAAAAAGCAAAAGCCACAUGAAGCUGAAAACUGCCCCUGCUAAGAACAAUGGAUACCCAAAAAGUGAAUGGCAUCUCUCCAAAGGAGAAUGGAACCAGAAGAAGACCACCCUCUUAUUCUGUAGAGACCCCCUAUGGGUUCCAUCUAGACCUUGACUUCCUGAAGUAUGUGGAUGACAUUGAAAAGGGCAACACCAUCAGGAGGGUGCCAAUGCAACGAAGGCAAAGAGGGCGAAAUAAUGGCAUCCUGUCGGGUAACUUAAGCCUUCCAGGUUACGGAUGCAGAGCUGCGCAGUGGAACUCCAUUAGCACUUUAUGCCCCAAAACCCAACUAGGAGACUCUCAGCAUUUUGAGUUUCACUCUAGUGACAGUGUGUCUGCUGGCUAUGCCAGUAGGGCAGAACCCAUCUACAAGUCCUUGACUGCCACAGAGAUGGAUGCUAGUAUCCAGGCUUUUGACGAGCAGCCCUUUGGCCGUUAUGUCAGGCCAAAUCUCUUGAGAGCCUCUAGUUUACCCUUGACGGUUUUAAUGAGGAAACAUUCAGAGUCAAUCGAGGACCCAACCAGCCCCAGAAGCCCCAAGGAAUAUCUAACACAGGAAAAUGAUUCCUCUGAAGAUGUUUUCCAUGCUUCCAACAGAAUGGGUGGGGCAAACGUGACCAUUCAUCAGCUCACUGCAGCUCUUGAGCGAGUUGGGGAAUUGGAGAUGGAGAUCAGAGUCAUUCCUGAGCUUAAGGCUCAGAUAUGUAUUUUGCAAGAGGAGCGAGAGAGACUUUUACUCCAGUUACAUUCCCAAAAUGACACCACUGGGCCACUGGAAGUUGCUCGACACACAGAUAACUGGGACAUUCCAUUGCAUGAUUUAAAGGCUCGAAAGAAUCAAGACAAAGCAAGCGAUGACUGGAUGAAUCGAGAAUAUGACCGGCUUGAGGAGAAUGUCAAGGUUUCCUCUGAGCAAGUUGAUGCAUUUGCAAUAGCUUCAACCAAUGAAAGGAUGCUUCAAGGCAUAGGAAGCUCUCUGCAACUACGCAAGAUGGUCUUGCAGGAAAGAGAUCUUUUGGAUAAUGCCGACAGAACCAAGUCUCUCACUGAGACUCUACAACGAAAAGUUGUGAUGCUGGAACAGAAACUUUAUGACCUGGAGGUAGAGCUGGACAAGACCAAAACUCUUCUGAAGCACCAAGUAGAGGAGAGCCAUCUCAAGAAUGAGAAAAUCAAGCAGUUGUCUGCACACUCUGACAUGGGACGCACAUUGACCAGAGCGACUUCAUCUGGGACCACCUCAGCAAGUACACAAAAUCAGGAGACAGUGUCAGAAUCACAGGAAGGACUAACAGGUGUGCAAGAGAUGCCAACAGAGAAAGGAAUUGCCCUUAAUAUUCUGGGACAAACUCCUGUAUCACAUGCAGACAUGGAGCACCAUGUGAAAAGAUUACAAGAGCUCCUUAAGGAGCAGUGGGAGUGUCUCUGCAAAGACAACACCACUGGAAGAUUAUCUUCAGAGCACUUGCCCCCACGGGUCUGCACCAUUCAAGAUCAGUUGGCAAAUCUAGUCACCCUUCUCACCCUCUAUGUGUUUCCUACUGGAGAUGUCCCACAACCAGAGUCUAAAAUAGAGGAACGUAUUCCUGUAGUUGAGGAGGAGAACCCAAAGACAGAAAGUCUGAAGACAGUCGGCAUAAGAAAAAGUGAGAGUGUGGAGACUGAUGGAAUAAGCAAUGCUAUCCAACAACAAGAGCAUACCGAAGAGGUUGUUGACAUCAAGAAGAAUAACAAGACUGAAGCAGGCAAGUCAUGGACUUCAUGGACAAUGGACCCCAAAGAACAGACAGGUCAAAGUGAAGCUGCCAAAUUUAAUACAAAAGAGGAUGCCAUAGAUGAAGUGACCGAAAAAAUUGAAAAUCUGCAUAAGCAAACAAGUAAAGUGAGUUAUCCACAGGGUCAGACAGGGAUAGAGAAAGUGAGGCAGGACUACACCUGUAGAGGAGUGGACUCAGAUGAAAAAACACUUGCACUGAGUGAAGGAAACAGGGAAGCUGUCAAUAAGAAUUUCAUAGAGGCAUGUUGUUUCCUGAAAGACCACAUGGACAAAAUGUCUGAACCUGAUGAUGAAAUGAGCCAGGCUCUCACUGUGGUGUUCCAGCAAUGGUUCCAUGUGUCUGCUGAGGAGGAUGCUUGCGAUGAGAUUGUCUCUUUGUAUCUCAGUGAGGUUAAAUCAGAGACACCCACAGUCCUUCAGUUCCUGGUCAACAUGGUGGAUGAUAAUGGGAAUACAGCCCUGCAUUACAGCGUAUCUCACUGUAACUUCAGCAUUGUCAAGCUCAUUUUAGACACAGGAGUGUGUGAAGUGGACCGGAGAAACAAGUCUGGUUACACAGCUAUCAUGCUGGCCUCUUUGACAGAUGUAAAAUCUCCAGGCGACAUGAAAGUGCUCCAGCAACUGAUGGAGCUUGGUGACGUCAAUGCCCGUGUUGGCCAGGUGGGACAAACGGCCCUCCACCUGGCAGUAAGACAUGGACGUGUCCCAAUUGUGCGUCUUCUACUGGCACAGGGAGCAGAUCCUAACACCCAGGACCAUGCAGGAACCACCCCACUGAUCAGCGCCUGUGAUCGGGGACAUAUUUCUAUGGUGCGAAUUUUGUUGGAGAAAGCAAACUGUGAUGUCAACUUAAAAGACAAGGGUGGUCGCAGUGCAUUAUCUCUGGCUACACAGGCUUCUCAUACGGAGAUAGCAAAUCUUCUGAAAGCCCGCACAGAAACUAAGAGUUCAGACAAGUGCAAGGUGUCAUAGAAUGGAGCACGGAAAUCAUGGGCCCACUGAGCAUUCAACAUCCCAGUGCAGCCCCAUUGAGAUUUACAUUUAUACUUCAAUAAGCAUUCAUGUCCACUUACUGUUGAAAAGAUCAGCAAUAAAAUGUUAAUAUUAAAAUAAACAUUUUAAAAUCAAAAGUAGUUUGCUUAUGUAAAGCUUGUAAAUGUAAAUAUGACAAUGUCUAAAACUUGACAAUAAAAACAAAAUACGCACUUAUCCUAUAAAUAAGAGAAAAGCAAAGCAAUUUCUUUCAUAGUGAGUAAUUAUCAAGAGGAUUUGUUUCAGUAUGGAAAAAAUUAUCUUAGGAGAAUUCUAUUCCUUUAACAUGGAGAUCAAAAUAUACAUAUAGUGUAUAGACAAUACAUCAAGUAUGAUUUAAAACUCUCACAGUAUAACACGAAAUCAUUUAUUGUAUUAAUUAAGCCAUUAAUAUCAUGUGUUCUACACAACACAGAUAGAGAGCCGAAUGAAAUCAGACCUGUAACCUGAUUCUGAAUGGCUUAUAUUUAAUACAUCAUAAAUCAAGAUGCUAUAGUGGUAUUAUUAUAAAACUGUUGUUUACUAGCAAACAUUUCCACUGAUGUGACAAUUCCUGAGACGGUCCAGCCAGCCAGUGUCCUAGAGAAUGAUCACAAUCAUUUAUUGUUAUUUGAGAAAGAACAAUGUCUAAUUCGGUUCUUAAAUUAAACAUGUAAAAAUGAAGGAAUUAAAUCUGGUAGGGUUUUACAGGGGACUAUUUUGGGACCAAAUGGGCAACACCUGUGCAGGUAAGUUCAUCACACCACUGGAAAUAGUGAAUCAGAGGAAAAGUGCUGAUAUUUUUGCUUUUAGAAUUUUUGAAUGAUAUCUGAAGUUCCUCAAAUUAUGUAACCUCCAAAAUUAGAUGAAUCUGCACUAUAAGCAUUAAUUAUUGUCAAAAUUGAAGACUGAUCUCACCAAAAAACAAAUAAAUAAAUAUAAAACAUCAGCGAAAAGAGGUUGAAUAUUUUGUCAGCUAAAGGCGGGCGUAUACGGUGCGAUUUUCGGAUGUUGUGUGAGCUCCCUACCGAUUUUUUCCAGUUGGGAGAGAUCGUGUGGAAAUUGUUGGUGAUCGUGUGGUCAUGGCUCACAUCAUGUGAGAGGAAUUACGAGCAGAGCUGAGCAGUUUACGAGCAGCUCAUGAUCUCCCGAUAAUUUUUUUUAAAUGUUUAAAACAUUCGGCCAAUUUAGCGAUCUGAAGUUGACCAAUCAGGAGAAGGUGUUACAACUCACACGAUCAGUGAAAACUGAGUGUUCAUGAAGCUUUUACACAUUUGGAGAAAAUGGUGUGUUAAAACUGUUUUUCCCAUAUUAUUCAUGACCACAUCACUGGGAAUGAUUCUACAGAAAUGCCAUGCUGUUCUCUGCUCUUCAAAUAAAAUAUUGUUGUAAAAUUUCCAUCAUGGUCUAUUUUUAUUCAUCAUACUUGCAUUCGUUUCAGUUCUAGGGCUUCAUUUAGAGGUAUAUAGCAUCUGUUAUGAUUAUAUAUACACAAUAGUGGAUAUGUGAUCGAUUUGUUUAACUCCCCAAGCACGAGUCUGGUGAAACCAAGGAUGAAAGUUCAACCUGUCAAUCAACCGCAGUGCUAAAACAAGAUUUUUAAACUUUGAAUCAAACUAGAGACUCUGAUGUACUUAUCCUCUUGUUUAGUUGUACAUCUGGCCUUCCACAUCUCUUUCUGUCCUUGUUAGAGUCAGUUUUGCUUUGUCUUUGAAGACUGUAGUGUACACCUUUGUAUGAAAUCUUCAGUUUUUUUUUGGCAAUUUCAAGCAUUGCAUAGCAUUUAUUCCUCAAAACAAUGAUUGACUGAAAAGUUUCUAGAGAAAGCUGUUUAUUUUUUUUUGCCAUUUUUGACCUAAUAUUGACCUUAAGACAUGCCAGUCUAUUGCAUACUGUGGCAAUUCAAAAACAAACACAAAGACAAUGUUAAGCAUCAUUUAACGAACCAAAUAGCUUUCAACUGUGUUUGAUAUAAUGGCAAGUAAUUUUCUAGUACCAAAUUAGCAAUUUAGCAUGAUUACUCAAGGAUAAGGUGUUGGAGUGAUGACUGCUGGAAAUGGGGCCUCCUCUGGCUUUAUGUCUCAUAAUGAUAAAUAGCGCAAAAAUGAGUGCGAUUGCUUUGGAAUUAGCCAGGUCCUAAAGUCGUGUCGUGUACGAUUGCACCUGUAUGAUUUUCAGAUAAACUGACUCGUAACGUGUGCAGGGGCUCACGACCUCCCGAGUAUCAGGACUCGCACCGUGUAAA